Molecule: messenger RNA, 1211 nt
Organism: Pyrgilauda ruficollis (rufous-necked snowfinch)
Lineage: Eukaryota; Metazoa; Chordata; Aves; Passeriformes; Passeridae
Gene: CLU
Product: clusterin
Exons: 4
Source: RefSeq, a predicted model, not a curated record
UCCCAGCUGGAGGAAUUCCUGAACCACUCGUCUCCCAUCUCCAUCUGGGUGGACGGUGAGCGCCUGGACUCGCUGCUGGAGCGCGACGAGCGCCAGGAGCGGCAGCUGCAGGACCUGGAGGAGCGCUUCGGCCUCCUGGAGGACGGCGUCCAGGACAUUCUCCAGGACAGCUCCCAGGUCCAGGGCCGCCUCCAUCCCUUCUUCCAGGCGCCCUUCGGCGGCUUCCGCGAGGCGCUGCGGCCGCCGGUGCAGCGGCUGCGCUUCCCGCGCCGCUUCCGCCGCUUCUCCGGCGACUUCUUCCCGUUCUUCCCGCACCGCCACGGCGGCUUCCAGCAGCUCUUCCAGCCGCUCUUCCAGAUCACCCAGCGCAUGCUGGAGGACGCCCAGGGCAGCUGGGAGAAUCCCUCCGGAGAGUUCGAGACAGGUAGGAGGGAGGGAAGCGCGAUCGCCGAUGGGGGAUCCCAAAUUCCGGUGGGUUUAGGGGAAAGAGUCGCGGAAAAUCCUCACCAGAUCACCCAGCGCAUGCUGGAGGACGCCCAGGGCAGCUGGGAGAAUCCCUCCGGAGAGUUCGAGACAGGUAGGAGGGAGGGAAGCGCGAUCGCCGAUGGGGGAUCCCAAAUUCCGAUCCCAUCCCAUCCCAUCCCAGACUGCGGGCAGGAGGAUCCCUCGCAGCAGGAGCUGCGGGAGCAGCUGGAGGACGCCGUGCGCGUGGCCGAGCGCUUCACGAGCCGCUACGAUUCCCUGCUCCGGGAAUUCCAGGAGGAAAUGCUCAACACCUCCGGCCUGCUGGACCAGCUGAACCGCCAGUUCGGCUGGGUGUCCCGCCUGGCCAACCAUUCCAUGGGAUCCGACGGCUUCCUGCAGGUCACCACGGUGCUGUCCAAGGCUCCGAAUCCCGAGGAUCCGUCGUCGCCGCCGGACACGCAGGUGACGGUGCAGCUCUUCGACUCGGAGCCGCUGGCGCUGACCGUGCCCGGGGACAUCCCCUGGGACGACCCCCGCUUCAUGGAGAGCGUGGCCCAGCAGGCGCUGCAGCACUUCAAGGAGAACGCCAUAGAGUAGCCGGGCAAUGCCGCUGCCGCCGCCCCUCCGGAUCCCCCUUCCCGGGGGGAAUUGGCACCAUGGCUGCCAGCCCUCCCCUCCUGACCCUUCCUGCUGCCAGAACCCUGCGGGGCCCCAGACGGAAAAUAAAGGUAGAGUUGAACCCCCUG